Messenger RNA from Vombatus ursinus (common wombat), 4413 nucleotides. It is a transcript of the gene C2CD5, whose product is annotated as C2 calcium dependent domain containing 5. The transcript has 26 exons. Gene Ontology annotation, molecular function: calcium ion binding; calcium-dependent phospholipid binding. The record is from RefSeq and is a predicted model, not a curated record. Gene Ontology annotation, biological process: positive regulation of protein targeting to membrane; positive regulation of vesicle fusion; intracellular protein transmembrane transport. Bases 103 to 3255 code for a protein of 1050 amino acids. Gene Ontology annotation, cellular component: plasma membrane. NCBI's taxonomy places the organism in Eukaryota, Metazoa, Chordata, Mammalia, Diprotodontia, Vombatidae.
CUCCGCCCCCACACGCUCCCCCGCCCGUUAGCUCGGGCUUGGCGCACAGGCGCUUGUUUGUCUCUGCAGGAUCCUUAACGGAGAGCGGCGGGAGCGGCGAAGAUGCCCGGAAAGCUGAAGGUGAAGAUUGUGGCCGGGCGCCAUUUGCCUGUAAUGGACCGAGCGAGUGAUCUGACCGAUGCCUUCGUUGAGGUGAAAUUUGGUAACACAACAUUUAAAACAGAUGUGUAUCAUAAGUCCCUUAACCCUCAGUGGAACUCAGAAUGGUUUAAAUUUGAGGUGGAUGAUGAAGAUUUACAAGAUGAGCCUCUGCAGAUUACAGUACUUGACCAUGAUACUUACAGUGCAAAUGAUGCCAUUGGCAAAGUGUAUAUUGAUAUUGAUCCUUUACUGUAUAGUGAGGCUGCUACAGUAAUCUCAGGAUGGUUUCCAAUUUAUGACACCAUACAUGGUAUCCGUGGGGAGAUCAAUGUAGUUGUAAAAGUAGACCUCUUUAAUGAUUUAAACCGUUUCAGGCAGUCAUCUUGUGGAGUAAAAUUCUUCUGCACAACAUCUAUUCCAAAGUGUUAUCGAGCUGUAAUCAUUCAUGGAUUCGUAGAAGAAUUGGUGGUAAAUGAAGAUCCUGAGUAUCAGUGGAUUGACCGAAUUCGUACACCAAGGGCAUCAAAUGAGGCCAGACAGAGACUUAUUUCGUUAAUGUCAGGUGAACUCCAAAGGAAGAUUGGUUUGAAAGUACUUGAAAUGAGAGGAAAUGCAGUUGUUGGGUAUUUACAGUGUUUUGACCUGGAAGGAGAAUCUGGAUUAGUGGUACGAGCCAUAGGAACAGCCUGUACGCUGGAUAAAUUAAGUAGCACGGCAGCAUUCCUUCCUGCAUGUAAUUCCCCAUCCAAAGAAAUGAAAGAGAUUCCCUUCAAUGAAGAUCCCAAUCCCAAUACUCACUCAUCAGGACCCUCCACCCCUCUGAAAAAUCAAACUUAUUCCUUUUCACCUUCCAAGUCCUACAGUCGACAGUCCUCUUCUUCUGACACAGAUUUGAGUUUGACACCCAAAACUGGAAUGGGCAGUGGGAGUGCUGGAAAAGAAGGGGGGCCAUUUAAAGCUCUGUUAAGACAGCAGACUCAAUCAGCGCUGGAACAGAGGGAAUUUCCAUUUUUCACUUUGACGGCAUUUCCUCCUGGAUUUCUUGUGCAUGUUGGGGGUGUUGUUAGUGCACGCUCUGUGAAACUUUUGGAUCGAAUCCACAAUCCUGAUGAACCAGAAACUCGAGAUGCUUGGUGGGCAGAAAUCAGACAAGAAAUAAAAUCUCAUGCAAAAGCAUUAGGCUGUCAUGCUGUAGUGGGCUACAGUGAAUCAACUAGUAUUUGUGAAGAGGUCUGUAUUUUAUCCGCAUCUGGCACGGCAGCUGUACUGAACCCUAGGUUUCUUCAGGAUGGCACGGUGGAAGGCUGUUUGGAACAAAGACAAGAAGAAAAUUUACCUGCAGGUUGUGGAUUUUGUCACAUACCAUAUGAUGAACUGAAUAUGCCAUUCCCAGCUCACCUCACUUAUUGCUACAGCUGCAGAAAACAAAAAGUUCCUGACGUUCUUUUUACAACAAUAGAUCUUCCUACUGAUGCAACGGUUAUAGGAAAAGGUUGUCUUAUUCAAGCCAGGUUAUGUCGCUUAAAAAAGAAAGCUCAAGCAGAAGCAAAUGCUACCGCUAUCAGCAAUUUAUUGCCAUUUAUGGAAUAUGAAGUACACACUCAGUUAAUGAAUAAGCUAAAGCUCAAAGGAAUGAAUGCUUUGUUUGGACUUAGGAUUCAGAUUACCGUGGGUGAAAAUAUGUUGAUGGGCUUAGCAUCUGCAACAGGUGUAUAUUUAACAGCUUUACCAACGCCUGGUGGUAUCCAGAUCGCUGGGAAGACACCAAAUGAUGGUUCAUAUGAACAACAUAUAUCUCAUAUGCAAAAAAAGAUAAAUGAUACAAUAGCUAAGAACAAAGAGCUAUAUGAAAUCAAUCCUCCUGAAAUACCUGAAGAGAUAAUAGGAUCUCCCAUUCCAGAACCUCGGCAGCGUUCGAGAUUGUUAAGAUCUCAGUCUGAAAGUUCUGAUGAAGUUAUAGAACUAGAUCUCUCACAUGGAAAAAAAGAUGCGUUUGUACUAGAGAUUGAUGACACAGAUGCCAUGGAAGAUGUACAUUCUUUACUUACAGAUGUUCCUCCACCUUCAGGCUUUUAUAGCUGCAAUACAGAAAUUAUGCCUGGCAUCAAUAAUUGGACAUCUGAAAUACAGAUGUUCACUUCAGUAAGAGUAUCCAGAUUAAGCAACAUUAACCUGACAAAUCAGACACUCAAUAAGAACUUUAAUGAUCUCUGUGAAAACUUGCUCAAGAGCCUGUAUUUUAAACUUCGUUCUAUGAUACCCUGCUGCCUUUGCCAUGUCAAUUUUACAGUAUCUCUUCCUGAAGAUGAAUUAAUUCAGGUCACGGUCACAGCAGUUGCAAUAACAUUUGACAAACAUCAAGCUGUACAAACCACAAAAACUCAUGUGGAAAAGUCAUUACAAAGAGCUUCUACUGACAAUGAAGAACUUCUACAAUUUCCACUGGAACUUUGCACAGAUUCACUUGCUUCUCACACUUUUUCACCAGCUAAAGAACACCUGGAGAGUGCAAGUUCUAAUUCAGGUAUACCAGCUGCACAGAGAGCGACAUCAGUUGAUUACAGUUCCUUUGCAGACAGAUGCAACAGCUGGAUAGAGCUCAUUAAACUGAAAGCUCAGACCAUAAGACGUGGAUCAAUUAAGACAACUGUGUCAGUUGAGAAAGCAAGCCCAUUGACUGAAGGACAUUUCCGGCAACGUUCUGCUCCGUGUGCAAAUUCCACAGUUGGUGUGGUUAAGAUGACACCCCUUUCUUUCAUUCCUGGGGCAAAAAUAACAAAAUAUCUUGGUAUAAUUAAUAUGUUUUUUAUACGGGAAACCACUUCUUUACGUGAGGAAGGAGGAGUUAGUGGUUUUCUCCAUGCUUUUAUUGCUGAAGUGUUUGCAAUGGUGAGAGCUCAUGUUGCAGCAUUAGGAGGGAAUGCAGUUGUCUCCUAUAUAAUGAAGCAAUGUGUGUUUAUGGAAAAUCCAAACAAAAAUCAGGCACAAUGUCUAAUAAACGUAAGUGGCGAUGCGGUGAUUUUUGUACGUGAAUCUGAAUUAGAAAUUAUAUCACCUCAACAGCCUGUUGCCAGCUGCCAACCUGCAUGCAGUGGAGGAGAAAUUGCUACCUGAGAAAGACCAAGAAAAAAAUCAGUGCCUGUUGUAAGGUGUCUGUCUACUUCUUCAGAGUUGUUCCUUCUAGGAUUUUAAAAAGUAGAACUUAACAUGAGACAAUCAAGAAAGGUGUGAUGGAGAAGAAUUCUCUAACCCUUUAAUUUUGCCUGCACAGUCUAGACAAUAAGAGAAUUGACUUUAGGAUUUGUGAAGAAAAAUGGCACAGAACUGUUGAAGAAAAGAGGCAACUGUUUGUGAAAUUAGCUAUUUUUUAAUAAAUAUAGAGCUCCAAAUACUAUUUUUAAAUAAAGUGUGUUCAUUUGGAAGAAAUCGUUAAAAAAAAUCAAAACAAAAAACAGCUAAAACCUGGAACAUAAUCAGGACACUAGGACCGUUAUUCAGCUAUAAUUUUGAAAUAAGCACUAAAUUCACAAAUGUAUUUAAAAUGUGUGAGGAAAAACUUUAGCUAGUGGAAAUUAAGAAAGAUAACCGAAACUACAUGGAUUUGAGUUUCUUCAUUUGUUUUAUUUUGUUCAACAAUUUGAUAACUACUGCAUAAGGAGCAAGGAAGGUGCUUUUAACAAUCUUAUUUGUUUAUGUGUAUGUAAAGUCUUGUAAUUUGAAGUUAGUUAUAUGGCUAUAAUUACCACAUUUAAAAAAACAAUUUAUCAGCACCACGUCUUUUCAGUAUGUCUCCAUACUACUUCUCUGUCAGUAAAAUAAGAAAACAGUCUUGUAGUUUAGUAACUGAUUAUACCAAGCUAUUUUUUAAUUCCACAAAUGCUAAAUUUGGAAUUUCAAAUAUAAAAUAGAGACAGUGAAAUUCCUUUAUUGCAGGUUCAGUCUAACUUUGCCUAAAUUUAGACAAACUUCAUUCAAUGAGAUAGGGAAGUCAAUUUCUAAGAAAACUCUAUACUUUUAUUGAAUAAUAAACGGUGCUUUAGAAUAUAACAUGGGUUCCUCUGAACAAGUUUGGGUAGCAUUUAACCUGGAGUUUGUAAGUGUAACUUGAAUGUAAAUAUUGCUUUGCAUUUUCACAUAGGAAUAAUAUUUUUUCCCAUCAAUACAAAUACUCAUUGUAAGUGAAUUUUUUUCAAAAAUCACAUUCCUCCUUUGCACAAUAAAACUUAUAUACAAAACUUUCUUGCUUUGGUGUUUCAAGUGAACAUUGUGUUA